UGUGGUUUUUUGAAUCGCUCCCAGCCAACUAUUCCGGCAAGCCACAACCGCACAACAAAUAAGUCGUUUCCGAUUCCGAGUGCCUACCAUACGUACUGCCUAAAGACGGAAUAUAAACACUCACACGGCCCUCCUCCUUUUCUUGCUAGCCCUACUAGUCUCCCGCAAGAUACAUACUACAUAGCUUUUCGCUCGCCAUCUCCAAUCUAAUACAUACUUGGCUCAACAGUACGAACAUCCUCCUCGAGCAAAAGACAUACCGCAUUCAUUGGACGUCCUCCUUGACUAUCGAUUCCAGUGGUGCUUUCGUUCUUCUCUGAAAAAGACGAAUACUUUUGUAUGAAAGACAACAUGUGGGCCGACUAUCCAUUCCCGUUAAUAUCCACUCCGGCUGUUGACCGCGGCUACACCGACCAAUUCGUCAAAUCCUCGUCGAAAAUGGCAUUAACGCACAACGUCCUGAUCCGAGGCAUGAACGCCAUGUACCUGCAGUGCGAAUACGUCACGCCCGACACGACCUACGACUUUCUGACGUUCUGCCAAUGCUGGAGCGAGAUGCUGCACAACCACCACGAGUGCGAGGAGAUGGCGUAUUUCCCGGUAAUAGAGAAGGCCGUUGGCGUCGAGGGACUGGCGGAGUCGAAUUUGGACGAGCAUGAGGCCUUCAUGCCCGGACUCCGUAAGUUCGACGACUACGUCUACAACGCCACGCCCUACAAUUUCUCGGGCCAGAAGCUCUACCAGAUCCUCGACUCGUUCGCCGCGGCCCUGCAGAUGCAUUUGACCGACGAGAUUGUGUGGAUCCUCUCGCUCAGCAAAUACAAGCACCUGGACCUAGCCGCGAUUGAUGUCCAGCACGGCAUGUACGUGAAAGCGCACUCCUCGCGCCUCCGGCUGCUCCCGUACCUCCUCACGAACCACGACCUCACCUACGAAGGCGGGAUUCACUCCUGGUGGCCAACGGGCAACAGAGCCCGCGAUAUGUUCCUGCGGUAUAUCUGCACGCUGUGGAAUCGGGGCGCGUGGAAGUACAGUGCCUGCUCGCUCGGCGGGAAACCGAGGCGGCUCCAGGGGAUAAAGUGGGAUAAGCUCGACGACGUCACGGUCGAGACGGCUAUGGUGGAGCUGGAUAUCGAGAUCGGUCCCAAGCCGCCGGAUAAGGCGUAUACCAGGAUUUCGAAGGAGGUGCCGCAUGUCACGCAUAGCCCGAGUGAAAGCCAGUUCAGCUCGAGGAGUGUGACGAGGCUAGUUUGAGUGAAGAUACGAGUUUGAGAGGGUCGGUUUCGUUGGCGUUUUUCUUUUCUCAUUGGGGAGGGGUUUGUUUUUGUUUUUGUUUUUGGAAAAAUGGGGGUGUUACGUGAUAUAGAAACUCAGCUUUGUGAUAGACGGCAACAAACGGUCGAUUUUUUUUACCUAAAUAGUUACAUAUUUACUUACUAUAAUAGUACAAGUACAUACAUGAAAACGCAAGAUUCGAAG
This is a messenger RNA of Tricharina praecox, 1479 nucleotides long. RefSeq lists its product as uncharacterized. The coding region runs from base 340 to 1254 and encodes 304 amino acids. The transcript is spliced from 3 exons. The record is from RefSeq and is a predicted model, not a curated record. NCBI's taxonomy places the organism in Eukaryota, Fungi, Ascomycota, Pezizomycetes, Pezizales, Pyronemataceae.